GGCUGGAGGGAUAGUUCAGAGUAAAGAGCUACAGUCGGACACAGAUCGCAUCUGGAAGUGUGCAGUUGCUCUCAUCCUUCUGUUCCUCAGCAGUCAUGUUGGUUUUACUCGCUGCCAUCUUCGUCCUCCACCUCACCUGCAUCGCUCUGCUGCUGGCCGCCACCAUCCAUAACGCCUGGUGGGUGACCGACACAGUGUCCACUGAUAUCUGGGCUCGAUGGACUCUGACUGGUGGACAGUGGAACUACACUGAGCUUCCUGAUUUCUAUCCCAAAGAGUAUCUGCAGGCGGUUCAGGCCAGCUCCGUGCUCGCGUGCAUCUUCUGCAUCCUGGGCCUGUUCGUGUUUGUGGCGCAGCUGUACACGCUACCUAAAGGAAGACGCUUCCUGUUCUCCGGAGUCUUCCAGCUGCUGGCCUGGCUGUGUAUAAUGAUCGCGGCGUCCAUCUACACGGACAUCUUCCAUAAAGACGAGCGUUUCGGGAGCUACGGAGCCUCCUUCAUCCUGGCCUGGAUCUCCGUCUGUCUCACCUUCAUCUCCUGCGUCACAUACUUCGUCCUGCGCAAGAAAACAGCGUGAGGAAGAGCACAAACGCAGAGACUACAAGCAUCCAUCCUCACCUCUGACAAA
Molecule: messenger RNA, 629 nt
Organism: Megalobrama amblycephala (Wuchang bream)
Lineage: Eukaryota; Metazoa; Chordata; Actinopteri; Cypriniformes; Xenocyprididae
Product: epithelial membrane protein 2-like
Exons: 5
Coding region: 96-578 (160 amino acids)
Cellular component (GO): plasma membrane
Source: RefSeq, a predicted model, not a curated record